Molecule: messenger RNA, 880 nt
Organism: Musa acuminata AAA Group (dessert banana)
Lineage: Eukaryota; Viridiplantae; Streptophyta; Magnoliopsida; Zingiberales; Musaceae
Exons: 3
Coding region: 195-632 (145 amino acids)
Biological process (GO): intracellular protein transport; endosome to lysosome transport; lysosome localization
Cellular component (GO): BORC complex; BLOC-1 complex; synaptic vesicle
Molecular function (GO): SNARE binding
Source: RefSeq, a predicted model, not a curated record
UGCUUUCAUUAGUUCUCAUGACAUCUCGGGUAGUCGGAACGGAAUUUUCAAGAGGAACGGUUGGUUGAACCACAAGAGAGCUCGGUUCGGAUUGGCAUCGGGUUCGAGUCGAUCGAAAUCAGACCCGGUUAAAUCGCAGGGAGCUCGAGAACGCAAUCCAUCGAAAGGAAGCAGGCAGAAGGGGCUGAACCACCAUGGACGACGGCGAUAUCCCGGCGACCUCCAGGGCCUCGUCCGAGCCUUCCGCCAGUGGAGGUGGCGGGGUGAAUGGCACCGAGGGACCUGCUGCCGGCCACGAGGGGUGGGACGCCCUGGCACGGGGGAUCGCUUCGACGCUGGGGGCCGUGAUGAGGGAGUUCGAUUCCAGAGCGGAGGGUACCGCCCGGAGACAGGACGAGCUCUCCCUUUCUCUAGAUCGCCUCACAGGAGAACUAGACAUAUUGUUAGAAGAUGCACCUUUGCCGUUCAUUAUGCAAUAUGCUGCCAAAAUCUCCUCUCUCUGCAAAAGGGUUUCAGCGCUGAACUUACUUUUGAAAUCGAUUCAGAGGCGCAUUGAUAACAUGGACCAAAUGCUUUCUACUGGCUUACCCACUGAUAACCAUCAAUUGACAGAGCAGUCACUUCAUUAUUGACUUGCAAUUCAGGUACUUUGAUUUCUUUGAUCGACAUUCUAAAUUUUGAUUAUGUUUCUUUGAUGUCUCAUUCGUGUAGGUUAUUAUUCUUUGUAUAAAUAGUGUAGCUGCAUUUGUUUUCACAGAUGAUAGCUACUUAUUGUUAAGAGUAAAGUGAUGUAUGUCGUACAGGGCUCAAACUUUGUCAUCUUUAAUGCUGUGCUUUUUCAUUAUCUACUAUCCAAAAGAUUUUUCGUCCUUUCUUCGCC